GCUGAUUGCGAGCGGCGCCGCCGCGGAUUACACACUGCGAAGACCCGAUGCGAACUGCUCCACGUACUGGAGAAAAGCGUGGAUUUUGAGGUUAAGUCCCGCGACUUGAGCCGCGACACAUGAAUUAUCGAUCAUAUUACAUCCUUCGCGUUUAAGCGCGGCCGAAACAAUACACCGCGAUCGCGACCGAUUGCGGCCGAUUGGGCGUAUCCAGAUGUAAUGACAAUGGUGGCGAACGUGCCGGCGUGCUGUAAUAGGUUAAGUUCUCACCGGAGUGCCCGUGACGUUGCGCCGUCGACAGUGAACGAUAACCGGGAACAGCGCUGACUCGACGCGACGAAGAUGAGCCGGCUGUGGAACUACCUGGUGUUCCAGGCGUGGAUGUCCUACCUGAUGGCGGCCGGCCUGCUGGUCUUCACGAGCGGCUUCCUCCUGAAUCGCGUUUCCCGGCCGGAACGAGCCGAGUGCGCGCGGUGCACCGGCGAUUGCGACGCGACGGUCGUUCUCCAGGACACGGAACGCGCGGCCAAGAUGUGCCUGGAGCGCCGGGCGCGGGUCGUUUUGCUGAUUGUCGACGCGUUGAAGUACGAGUUCGCGGAAUGGCACGAGGACGACGGGUCCACCUCCUACCAUCGCAACAAAUUGCCCGUAAUCCACGAACUCCUGCAGAAACAUCCGUCGCACUCUCGUUUGUACAAAUUCAUUGCCGAUCCACCUACCACGACCAUGCAGCGCCUGAAAGGUCUCACAACGGGCUCCUUGCCGACCUUCAUCGAGGUGGGUUCGAACUUCGCCUCGGAAUACAUCCAGGAAGACAAUCUCGUUGACCAAAAUACCGCAGGAGGUAUCGUUUUUAUGGGCGACGACACGUGGACCAAUUUAUUCCCGGAGAAAUUUAUGAGGCAAUUCCCGUCGCCGUCGUUCAACGUCUGGGAUCUGGACAGCGUGGACAAGGACGUCCAGUAUCGUAUCUUCUUCGAGCUGAAGAAGAGAGACUGGUCGUUGCUGAUAGCGCAUACCCUCGGGGUCGAUCACUGCGGGCACAAGCAUGGCACGCAGCAUCCAGAGAUGGCGAGAAAAUUAAACGACACUAAUACACUUAUAAAAGAGAUCGUGGCGUCACUCGAGAAGGACAUGAUGCUUUUCGUCGUCGGGGAUCACGGUAUGACCGAAACGGGGGAUCACGGCGGUGACAGCGCCAACGAGAUUGAGGCUGCGAUGUUUGUUUAUUCGACGACUCCACUGUUGAAAGGAUUCGCGAUUAAUGACGACAAUAGCGUGAAUCAAAUCGAUCUCGUUCCCACUCUGUCGUCGAUCCUCGGCACACCAAUCCCCUUUUCUAAUUUAGGGUCUAUAAUACUUGACUGUUUACCGAGUAAAGUAGACGAGGUGGCUGCUGGUCAGUUGCUUUACCCGUUACACUCUCUAUGGAGGAAUAUUGCGCAAACGAAAAAGUACAUAGAGAUAUAUUCGGCAGACACGUAUUUGUUUUCGAAGGAGCAGCUGCAGCAUUUACAUUACGUAUACAGUCUCCUCUCCGAACGAGUCAAACAUGUCGACAGUUUCGAAAAGCUGGAAGCGUUUAUUCGGGAUACCAAAGGUUAUUUUAAAUUAUUGAAGGAUACGUGUACGGAGGUGUGGGUCCAAUUUGAUUCCGGUCUAAUUUCCAAAGGUUUACUUUUGAUGUUUUGUUCGUUAUUUUUCUUUUAUCUCUUCGUCACUGGUAUACCUGAGAAUCGUAUGUGUGAUAUAUUUAAAUCUUCAUUCUUACAGUGUGCCAUCAUAGCCAAUUUAGUUACCGCGGCGAUUACUAUGUGCCUGUAUUUGUUAAAUAUUUUAGAGGAAUUGAGGAACACCACUCUCUUCGUCACUGGUGCGGUUUCUAUUGGUCUGCUGGUUAUAGUGAUCGCUCAGAAUUGGGACGUUAUAUCGAUGUGUUGGUAUGAUCACCGUCGAAUCAAACUGUUGACUUAUGUAGCUAGGAUAAUACUUCUUCUAACGGUAUGUGGACUCUUCUCCAACAGUUACAUAGUUGAGGAGGACAAAGUCUUGUCUUUCCUGUUUGUUACGCUCGUUUGUUUGCUCAUGUUCGAUCUGAGGAAAAAUGAUGCCGAUAGUACUUCGGAGAGGAAAACUAGAUUUGCUUCAAAACCAACAAAAUCAAAUUUCAGGACGAUUGUGCUGAUUAUCGGUUUACUAGCGUGCGCCUCGGUUAGGCUGUCGCAUUAUUUUUGGCGCUGUAGAGAGGAGCAUCUACAACGAGAAUGUUCUAUAUUUGCAACUGGUAAGGUUGGCUGGUCCACAAUGCCAAACAACUGGGAGCGUGCUCUACUCGCCGUUUUACUCGCCUCGAUCAUCCUGGCGUCAUAUGUGGUCAUAGUUCGAUUAUGGCUGCAAAGCUGUGGAAAUCUCACAGGCUUCGCCCCCAGCGUCAUGGUAGGGCAAUAUUGUCCUGUUAUCGUGAGCGUUUGUAUGGGGUGCUAUUGGAUUUUGCAAAAGCUUCCGAAGUUCGUUAAACCGAAGCUCGCUCUAUCCUGGGAGAUCAACACACUACCUAAUGUGGUCUACUUCUUCUGCGUCCUCGCGAUUCUCGUCCUCUACUAUCGUCCGCUUAGUAUAUAUUUGCUGCCAAAGAAGAAGGACUCCAUCGACGUCUACCGCGAUGAGAACAUAGUGCCUCAAUUAUUCGAAAAGAUAAAAGACUCCAUUUCCCGUAAACGAAUAGAUACCGACGAGCUUCCGGUCAUUUAUGGUUUCGGGACUGCCUACAGCGCUGCAUUUAUCUCAUUAAGUGUAUUCCUCACGCUUUUGUACGCAUUACUGUUGGGAGAUACUCUAUCGCCUGGUACAUUCUUGAUGUUUAUAACGUACGUUUGCAUAUUGGGUUUAUCCGCGAUAGAGAGAUACAAAAAUGCUAACAACAUUUCUGAACUAGUUGACGUAUCCAUGCCUGUGUUACUUUGCUGGUUCUUAUUGGCUGAAUAUUUCUUUUAUGGAACUGGCCAUCAGGCGACGUUUCCUACCAUUCACUGGCAUGCUGCCUUUGUAGGAACUGGUGGCCAUUUUUAUGGAAAUUUAGUGUCAGCAAUUUUAAUAGGUAUUAAUACGUUUGGAUCACAUAUUAUACUGGGCGCAACAUUACCACUUUUAGUAGUUGUACCAUUUACAUUGCAUCGAGUUUUUCCAAAGUUUCUCAAAGCAAAAUUUCUCGAUGAUAUAAAGAGAGGUGAGCUUCUCUUGUUUGAACAAGAUUCUGCUUUUCAUGCUGCGAUUUUUGCGAUUGCGGGAAAAUAUACGUUGCUUCAUGGAAUUCGGACUUUCGGCAGCAUGCUUGCAGCAACUAUACAUUGUCGGCAUUUAAUGGUUUGGAAAAUAUUCGCGCCAAAACUAAUAUUCGAGGGAUUAGGAUUCCUGGUAACAUUGGGUAGUAUAUUAGCAUCGUUUUAUAUGGUAUUCCGUAUUGAUCAACAAAUGGAAUAUCUUAUUACUAGAGUCACAAAAGACAGAUGAUAGUGACUCACUUUUAAGGGAGUAUAGUACAAUCAAUAGCAAAGUACCAAAGUACUGUGAGAAUACUUCGCUUUUGCGAAUAAAUCCGAAAGUGGCUCGUUACUUAUGAAUAUAGAUUGUAUUUCUAGCAAUUCAAACUAUCAAGAUAUAAAACGAGCAACGUUUAUAUUUACCACAAUACUGCCAAUAUUUCCACAAUUUUGUAUGAAAGUGUAACAAGGGUAAAACGAAAUCUGGUAUAUAUCUAUCGAAUAUUACAAAUAACAUUUUUCGUACCGAAGUAAAGAAACUUAUCUCUCCACUUCUUCGAGUUGAUAUUAAUGUUAGAUAAUAAUGUAUACCUCAUAUAGAACGCAUAUGUCGCGUAAGCAAACUGUGAUGCUUCCUAACACACUAACGCUACCCUGCGUGCAAUGCAUUGCUGAUUGACGAACAAAGCAACGCACUUGAUGCAGGAUUGCGUCCGUGUGUCGCGGUCUGUCUGCGCGACUGAUGGGCACAUCUCUGCGUAUUACUGCUAUUAUUAGAAUAUGAUUACAUAGAUAAUAGGCUAGACAUACUGUUAGAAAGAGCAUUUAUCUUUCAUAUCCUUCGGUACAUAUACAUAGAAAAAAUACUGUGUAUUGUGGUUAAUGAAAAACGAACGAUACAAUAAAUCCGGCAUUUUUCAUUCUUUUGUAUAUCAUAUUUCGAAUAGUAUAGUAAAUAAUUUUAAAUGAUUCUGUAACUGUCGUUCUGUAAUUAUCGUUUCUCUGUUAUCUUCUUCUGCCAAUAUAUUUUAUUGGAAAUAAUCAA
Messenger RNA from Monomorium pharaonis (pharaoh ant), 4305 nucleotides. RefSeq names its product GPI ethanolamine phosphate transferase 3 (gene PIG-O). Gene Ontology annotation, biological process: GPI anchor biosynthetic process. The transcript is spliced from 4 exons. The record is from RefSeq and is a predicted model, not a curated record. Gene Ontology annotation, molecular function: mannose-ethanolamine phosphotransferase activity. The coding region runs from base 343 to 3510 and encodes 1055 amino acids. NCBI's taxonomy places the organism in Eukaryota, Metazoa, Arthropoda, Insecta, Hymenoptera, Formicidae. Gene Ontology annotation, cellular component: endoplasmic reticulum membrane.